Zasmidium cellare ATCC 36951 is the source of this 1008-nucleotide messenger RNA. RefSeq lists its product as uncharacterized. The record is from RefSeq and is a predicted model, not a curated record. The transcript has 3 exons. Bases 1 to 1008 code for a protein of 335 amino acids. NCBI's taxonomy places the organism in Eukaryota, Fungi, Ascomycota, Dothideomycetes, Mycosphaerellales, Mycosphaerellaceae.
AUGAAGCUCUCCCUCCUCGCUCUCGCAAUCGCCCCCGUCGUCGCGCUUGUCACAGCCCACGUCCCCUACUACAACAUCACACCAACCUUCUUCGACUUGCAAAUCACCAUAGAGCCCAUCAACGACACCUCCACGACCUUCACACCCCAGAUGGAAAUCGAUCUGUACGGCGCACUUCGCGCAACCGACCGCCCCGCCUCCCCGCACGGCGACUGGGAUGAAGACCUCUUCGUGCAGCUCGUCGAAGAGAUCUAUCAUACCCUCGCCAGACUCGUCCCCGUGGAGGAAGGCGAUGUCACAUACCCUCCACCACCACCAAAAGCGGGAGGCGGAGAAGGACAUCCCCUGGACCUCACCAACGCCACAGACACCGACCCGGUCCUCGCAUCGCUACUGAAACGCCUCCCGGUCGAUCGACGCCAGCGGCGGGAGAUCAUCUCCGGCAUGGGACCUGUGGAUUUCUUGGGCGAGAAGGGGGUCUAUUUCAACCGCUUGCUGGAUGAGAUGAAUGAGAUUUUCAGGUUGGGGCCUCGGGAGAGGAUUCUGGGUCCACCUACGGCGUUUCGAUGGUUGAAAGAUUCGGAUAAUGGAAGGCCGGUGGUUGUUGUGGAUGUUGGGACUAAUUCGAUCCACCGCAUGCGUGACGCCGAAAUUCUCGACGACGCAUAUACCAAGCAGCUCGAGGGGAACGAGGCGAAACUGGAGGAUUGUCAGUGCGAUUAUCGCAAUUGGCCUAGUAUGGCUGCGCCGGAGUUCUUGAUGGGGAUUUUGAGGAAGUUUCACGAGGGGGUGUGGAUUCCGGAUGGAGGAGGGUAUGUGGAGAUUCCGGCGAGGGAGAUGGAGGAGGAGUGGGUGGGUAGGAUGAGUGCGAAGAGGAGACUAUUGAUGGAUGUUUAUGGUUGGCCGGGGGAGGGGUUUAGGGAGAGCGAUUGGAAGCGGGAGGUCCAGCGAUACGCGAAUGUGAGGCCGGGGGAAGAUGAGGAUUUCUGCAUGAAGUUGUUGCCGUGA